AGGCACCGUGUUGGCUCAAGAGUCUCGCGUGGCUCAGGGGGCCCAAUCCGAAGACGUCUGCUGCGAACCAACGUACACUCUGACGAGGCAUGCUUGUUCUGUGGCUAUCGCUGAUCUCUUGGAGUACGACGGCGUGCCUUGCGAGCCGAACCCUCGCAGCUGUUCUCGCGAACGUGUCGGAUGCCGCAGGCGGCAAUGGGAGGGCGCAGAUCUGCUCGUCCUGCGACGAGUACGGCUGGGCGUACUGCAUGGGGUGCUCCGCCAGCUGCAAGUGGCGCAGCGGGGCGUGCAUGCACAAGUGCUCGAGCUGCUGCGGGCUCUCCGACGGCUGCCCCGUGAGCUACUGCACCUGCCAGCAGGGCGCCAACGUCCUCGGGGCGCUCUCGACCGACUGCCCCGAGCCGAGCGCGGACCCGUCGGACGACGCGCGCAGGUUCCAGCUGUUCACGCCGCGCGCCUCCGGGGGCGGCGGGGCGUACGUGGCGGUGGAGCUGUCGCGGCCCAGCUGGGCCGACCUGCGCCCGCGCCUCGUGCUGCACUGGCACCAGGAGUGGGUCGUGAGGAUGACGCGGCAGUUCUGGGGCUGUAGCCCCUCGGCAACCGGGGGCGGGGGCUGCUCGUGGAAGAGGACGUUCACUUGGGAAACCAGGGGCGCCGCGAACGACUCCGCGAAGGCGUCGACCACCACCAUCGAGCUGGCUGAGGCCGAGUAUAUCCGCGCAGGGGCCCUCCUCGCGAAGGCGGGGCAGGAGGGCGCCCAGUACCUCGACAUCAAGACCGGCGGCGACCUGCUGAGGAAAAAAGCCUCGGCCACUUGUUGGGGCAGGGCCACCCCGGGCAGCAGCUGGCCCGCGAGGAUGGCCGGCGGCGUGUACCUCGACAAGGGCGUCGUGGAGGGGAGCGCGGAGGUGAUGUGGCCGAGGGGAGCGGAGCCACCGGUCCAGCCAGAGGUGCUGCUGAGCGCCGAGAAGUCCGUCAGGAGCGCAGAGGCUCGCGGUCGAGAGCAGCUGAAGCCCAAGGUGCAGGACACGGGCAGCUUCGUGGUCGCGGAGUUGCUCGAGGGCAGGCUCGGGCCGCCCUUCCGGGCGGCGCUGCAGGGCGGCCUCUUCCGCGGCCGGGGGGACGUGGUGUCCGACGACUCCCCCGCGGACGGGGUCCCGGCGCCCGGCCUGAACUUCGGUACUUUCGUGGACCACUUCGCCGCUCCGCCCCUCGAGGCCGCGGCCCCCUCGGCGGAGCCGUGGGCCGGCGGCGCCUCGGGCCCGGUCGUCGCGCUGCAGCCAGGCGGCGAAGCGUUCCGGCAGUUGCGUUGCGAACUCGGGAUGCACCGCUGCAGGGGCUCCGUGGUGGCGCCGCUCAACACGCCCUGUCCUCAGGAGGCCGCCGAGUGAGUGUUCCGCAGGCCCCCAGGGAAGAGGUUGCGACGCAUGCGGGGCCUUCGCUGCGAAAAAAUUGCGACGUCUGAGUUCUGGGUCCUUCCCCUUGUGUUUCUCUGCGACGUGUCCGCCCCCGCCCCCCUCC
This is a messenger RNA of Prorocentrum cordatum, 1521 nucleotides long. The record is from the annotation of a GenBank genome assembly. NCBI's taxonomy places the organism in Eukaryota, Dinophyceae, Prorocentrales, Prorocentraceae.